Molecule: messenger RNA, 1539 nt
Organism: Physella acuta
Lineage: Eukaryota; Metazoa; Mollusca; Gastropoda; Physidae
Product: syntaxin-2-like
Biological process (GO): exocytosis; vesicle fusion; intracellular protein transport
Cellular component (GO): SNARE complex; endomembrane system; plasma membrane
Molecular function (GO): SNARE binding; SNAP receptor activity
Source: RefSeq, a predicted model, not a curated record
UUUUAAACAUCUUACCUUACUUACCUCCCUUGGCAAGAUGGCGUCGUGUUUGUCAUUGCGAUAACAAUUUUGAGUCAUCCAGCUGCCGUGCUGUGCCCAAUCAAUAAUCUAUUUAUAUUUACUUCAAGCGUAAUUCACUUUUGGUUCUUUAAAAUGCCAGUUCGAGAUAGACUUUUGGAAUUACAACAAAACCGUGAGCGGCUGCUUGUAAAGGACAACACCCAACCCGGAAAAGAAUCUUCUACGCAAAAAAAAAUGGAUGGUGGAAAAACAAUACAAGCCUUUCUCUCAGAUUCCAGUAAAAUAGAAGCGGAGUUAAAGAAAAUGAAAGAUGAUGUUGCUGACAUUUUAAAACUUCAACAGGACAUGCUUAGUACACCAUUUCCUGAUAAAAAUAAUGUUGUUAAAUAUGAAUCACUUGGUGAACAAAUAAGAGUCGACGCCACAAAAAUCGGAGUUUCUCUAAAACAAAUAGAGAAAGAUUAUAGCAUACAAGAUUUACCUGAAGAGAGUGCAUUUAAGCGGGUGAGAACGCAACAACUUAACACACUCACAGCAGAACUGAACAUAGCAACAAAUGAAUUCUUUAAGAUUCAAGCAGAAUAUAUGGACAAAAUGAAAACUCGUUUACGCAGACAGUUAAGUGCCAGAGGAGAUUCUAUUGAUGAUUCAAAGAUAAGUACACUUCUUGACCAAGACUCAUACAGUGUUUUCACUGAUAAUUAUAUAACAAAUGUGCAUGAUGCUGAGCAAACUCUUCGUGAUCUUGAGGAUAGAAAAAAAGACAUUCUAGCUCUUGAGAAAAGCAUAGCAGAUGUUAAUCUUUUGUUUAAGGAAAUGAAUUUAUUGGUUUCUACUCAAGGUGAGACUUUAACAACAAUAGAAAGUGCCAUUGAGAAUACAGUUGUGCAUGUAGAAGCAGGAAAUGUAGAGCUAAGCAAAGCUAGAGAAUAUCAAUCUAAGGCUCGUCGGAAAAAAAUAUGCAUUAUUGGAAUUAUUGUUGUUAUACUUGUUAUCAUAGCAAUUAUUAUAACUAUAUCUGUAAUAGAGGCUAGAAAAUAAUUUGAUGUACUUAAAAAAACUCAUUUUAAAUAAUGUCAAGAUAUUUGUUGAAAGUUAAUAAUUUUUAAAAUACAUAUAUUUAUUUUCUUAGUCCUUUACUUUUUCAGUGAGGGUCAAUCAUUAAUGUCCACAAAAAAUUAACUUUUUUACCUGUGAAAAGCAAUUGUUCUCUGAAGACUUAGUUACAAUGCAGUAAAUUAUUAAUACUAAAUUAACAAAUUGUAGCCUAUUUUAUUAUUAAUAAAACUGUUUAAACAAAUAAAUUGAAACAUUUUGUGUGCAAGGUCAUUUAAGUUUUGUGAUUUGUACAAUUAAUAAGUGUGUAGCUGUAAAAUGUAAUUAAUGGAUUACUCCUAAGCUUUUUGAAAAUUACUUGCAGAUUAAUUUUUUAUAGGGUUCCACUCCAAUACUUUCAUAGAAAUUUUGAAUUUUGAGAUUAUGUGAUAGUCAUAUUCAUAUUUUGUUUUGUUUUAUUAU